UUAAAGAUGGCGGCGCCCUGCGUGUUCCCCGUGGGGGUGCGAGUUUAUCGGAUUAUUAAAGGGAUUUCGUGCGUGAUUAGGAACCCUUGUAAACACAGCUGGUUUGGGGUCUGUCGGUACCGGACUACCGGGUCCAGACAGUUCGUAAUAGAGGCAGGGAAGGAGCAGGAAGAAGAGAACCGAGUGGCGGAGAUGAGACGAGGCCGUAAGGAACUUCUGAAGGAGUUUCCUCAUCCCAAGAGUCUGCUGCACAAUUUGCUGUCCCGGGCUCUGGGAAUAUCAGACCUCUCACAGCACAUCCUGUACAGCUGCACUGAGGGACAUGUCAAGAGAGCCACGGUGACGGUGCUGUGGCCGCGCAGGGUGGAGGCAGAGGGAUUUGGCUCCCGGAAGAUUGACGCUGAGCGGCGAGCUGCUGCAGCUGCCUGCAUGAUCCUGAAGAACAUGGGGGUUUUGGGCCCAGGUAACGAACUGCCACGAAGACGAGCACUGCGUAUGGUGAACCCCAGACCCCCUUCUCUGUCCACCGAUGAGGAGGAUGGGGAAGGGGAGGAGGCAGCGUUGGAUGUCACUGACUUCAUGGUUGACUCCAGCCAAGAGGUGCCAAGCCCUCCAGCACCUCCCAGGUUGGCCCAGGAGGACCCAGGGGUGGUGCGAGCUCUCUCCCUGUUCCCAAAACCCAAGGCCCUGCUGGCCAAGGUCAUCCAGGUUGCCACCUCCUCCUCUAACGUCAGAGAGCUGGUGCAAUAUUGCACGCUGGGGGGCAAGUUAAAGACCUGCCAGCUGACUCUUAAGUGGCCUGAACCCAUGAACUUCGUGGCCACUGCGCGGCACAAGAUGGAGGCAGAGAACCGAGCAGCUGCCCUGGCCUGCCUGAGACUGAAGGAGAGGGGUCUGAUUGACAGGAACAAUCAUCCCCUGACCCACGCCAUGUACCACCUGGACCAAAUCCGCCAGAUGGGUGAGAGAGAGAGACGCCCCUGCACACUGGACAUCCCACUGCACCUGCAGGACAGGCUGAGGGACUACUUCUCUAUGUACCCUGUGGAUAAGGAGGAGCAGAGGCUGUGUGAGUUAAAUGAGGAGGAAGAGAGGGAUGAAGUGGAGAGGGAGCAGGGGAUGUUGAUGGACGCAAUCACAGGGCAACCCUACACCCCCCUGCCUCCUGACGAGGCAGAGCGUUGGAGCGAGGCCCUGCGACAGCUGUGGGCUGCACCGGGUCCUUGGAGAGGCCAGGAGCUGCCCGUGGAUGCUCACCGCGACCGUCUGGUGUCGGUGGUCGAAGGGGGGCGCGUCACUGUGAUUGCUGGGGAGACUGGCUGUGGCAAGACCACGCGCAUCCCCUGCUUCCUGCUGGAGAACCGCAUACAUGCUGGCCAGGGGGCACACUGCAAUAUCCUGGUCACUCAGCCACGCAGGAUCAGUGCUGUUUCUGUGGCGCAGACUGUGGCACAGGCGCUGGGGCCAGCCCUGAGGCACUGUGUUGGAUACCAGGUGCGGCUGGAGAGCCGCCCCCCUUCUCGCAGCGGGGGGGCACUGCUGUUCCUGACGGUGGGGGUGCUGCUGCGGAAGCUGCAGGGGAACGGGGGGCUGCAGGGAGUCAGCCACGUGAUCGUGGACGAGGUGCACGAGCGUGACGUCAACACCGACCUGCUGCUGGUGCUGCUGCGGAGCGCCCUGCGGGAGAACCCCAAGCUGCGCGUGGUGCUCAUGAGCGCCACAGGUGACACCGAGCGCCUGGCACAGUACUUCGGUGGCUGUGAGGUCGUCCACGUGCCCGGGUUCAUGCACCCAGUCCAGGAGAGGUUCCUGGAGGAGGUCCUUCGGGAGAUGGGGCGCCCUCCCCCCUCUCCUGACACAAUGAGAGAGGACCCAACUCCAGACCUUGACCUUGUGGCUGAUGUCAUAGAGCACAUUGACCAGCACGGAGAGCCAGGCGCAGUGCUGUGUUUCCUCCCUGGGUGGCAGGACAUCCGAGGGGUGCAGCAGAGGCUGGAAGAGAAACCAACCUUCCAAGGGGGAAGACAGAUCAUCCUGCCUGUGCACUCCAACCUCCCAGUGAUGGACCAGCGGGCCAUAUUCCAGCGGCCACCAGCUGGGCAGCGCAAGAUUGUUCUGGCAACCAACAUUGCUGAGACGUCCAUCACCGUCGAUGAUAUUGUCCAUGUGGUUGACACUGGCUUCCAUAAGGAGCAACGCUAUGACCUGCGCACCAAAGUCUCCUGUCUAGACACAGUGUGGGUCUCUCGCUCCAACGUCAUACAGCGACGUGGGAGGGCAGGGCGAUGCCAACCGGGCCACGCCUACCACUUGUUCCCAAGGCAGUACUUUGACACAAUGGAGCACUUCCCUGUCCCAGAGAUCCUGCGCACUCCUUUGGAGAACCUCGUGGUACAGUCCAAGAUACACAGCCCACACAGCAGGGCAGUGGAGUUCCUGUCCCAGGCUCUGGACAGCCCUGGCAGGGCAGCUGUGGAGGAGGCUGUUGAAAACCUGCGAGAGAUUGGAGUGUUGGACGGUUCAGAGUGUCUGACACCUCUGGGUCAGCGCCUGGCCCAUAUCUCUUCUGACCCACGGCUGGGCAAGGCCCUGGUCUUGGGGUCACUGUUCCGGUGCCUUUUGCCCCUACUGUCUAUCACCGCCUGCCUCACUCGGGACCCCUUCACUAGCAGCCUGGUGCACAGGGCACAAGUUACACAGGCAAAGGCAGUCCUCAGUGGGUCCAGCUGCAGUGACCACCUGGGAUUCAGCCGCGCAGUACAAGGAUGGAGAGCAGCACUGCAGGAGAGGAGCCCUGUGGCCAGACGGCAGUACCUGGAAGAAUAUUCACUGUCCCAAAACAGCCUGAGGUUUAUUCAGGGGUUGAUUCAGCAGUUCAGUGAGAAUCUGUAUGAUGCCUUUAUGGUGUCACACCCCUCAGAAUGUGUUCAGCUUUCCUCCCAGUAUAACCAGUACAGCAAGGAGGAUGAGCUGGUCAAGGCCGUGCUGCUGGCUGGGCUCUACCCCAAUCUUAUACAGGUGCGGAAAGGCAAGGUGACGAAGCAGGGCAAGUUCAGACCCAACAGCCUGGUCCUGCGGUCACGCAGUGGCCCUGUGCUGCUGCACCGCUCCUCAGUCAACAGGAAUGCGGAGGACUUCCCCACCCGCUGGCUCACCUUCUUCACAGCUGUCAAAUCCAAUGGCAAUGUCUUCAUCAGAGACUCUUCCACAGUGCACCCCCUUUCCCUGCUGCUGCUGGCUGACGGGCACAUAACUGAGCGAGUGGCGGAGGACAGUGUGGAAGUGUCUCUGGCAGGCUCAUCUCUGGUCCGCUGUGAAGUGUCGCUGCAGAGCUGGGAGCUUCUGCAUGGCCUGCGCUUAUCCCUGCAUGCCAUGGUGCAGCACUGCCUGCAGGGGGAGCCCUGCUCACUGCCUCCCAACAUAAAGAUGCAAUAUACUGAGCUCAUAGCACUGCUGGUGGAACUGCUGAACAAUACUGCACUGAACACUGAUGCGCAGACUGACCGGUGAAUAGUGACACACUGACUACAUUAUACAUUCAGUGUAAAACACAGUUUUUACAGAUGGUGUAUAGGUGGUUUGGGGAAAUAGCAGGAGGUCUCACCCUCUCCAAGCAUUAUACUUCGCAUUUCAGUUUUUUAGUUAAGAAUAAAAUGGAUGGAAAGAAAAGGUGAGACCAAGUGAGAGAAACAGUGCCCAUUGUGAGCUGGCCUCUCUGUCUGUUGUAUUCUGUAUCAGAAUGAUUUGAAGACAUUAGAAAUAAACAUUUAUUUGAGUAACUGCCUAAUAUUGUUGAAGUAUUAGUAACAAAAAGAUCAUUUGGGUGGACAGAAGGACUUCAGUGGUCUUAGGACAUCUCUGGAGAAAAUUCCACUCCCCAUGGCAGUUACUGUGAACAAAUGUGCACAUUAUGCAAAUUACAAUUAAAGUGUGGAAAAGAAAUAUUUUUUUCAUUCUAGCAUGGA
Molecule: messenger RNA, 3965 nt
Organism: Lepisosteus oculatus (spotted gar)
Lineage: Eukaryota; Metazoa; Chordata; Actinopteri; Semionotiformes; Lepisosteidae
Gene: dhx30
Product: DEAH (Asp-Glu-Ala-His) box helicase 30
Cellular component (GO): intracellular anatomical structure; nucleus
Molecular function (GO): RNA binding; ATP binding; helicase activity
Source: RefSeq, a predicted model, not a curated record